CUUGCUUGUUGUUUUCUCUUCUUUGUCUCUCUUUUUCCUGAUAAAAGCGAAAUUUUAUAUACUUUACCCUUUUGGAGUCAUUGAUUUCCUGAAUGUUGCCACGACUUUCAACGUCCUGGUUACGGGCACCUACAGCAUUAUGUAAUAGAACUCCACUGCGUACAAACAAUCAGUGCUUAUCAACAUGGACACACCAACCAUUAUUGAUUCGACCAGGGUUUUUCUCCACCAAGAAAACUUAUAACUCAACCAUAUCUAACACUAUUACUGCUUGGCCUGGAGGCAGGCGUGCAUUUACGUCCGAAACAUCAAAACUUACCGAUAAAACGCUUAUCAACAAGACGGUGAAUGCAACCACGCCAAACAAACCAACACCUGUAGUAGAGUCAACAAAGGAUCGGAAUAAGACAGACUGGGCUAUUAUUCGUCAAAUGAUGAAAUAUAUAUGGCCAAAGAAUGAUGUUGGUGUCAAGACUCGUGUGGUGAUCGCCUUAUCUUUACUAGUUGGUGGCAAGUUAUUGAAUGUACAAGUUCCUUUUUAUUUUAAGAAUGUGAUUGAUUCUCUGAAUGCAACAAUACCGGAAGAUGCUACCAUGUGGGCUGUGUGUGGAGCUGCAAUCAUUGGCUAUGGACUUGCUCGACUUGGUGCAAGUGCUUUUCAAGAAUUACGGAAUGCUGUAUUUGCUAAUGUUGCACAAAAGGCAAUUCGACGUGUAGCAUUGAAUGUCUUUUCUCAUUUACAUCGAUUGGAUCUUGGAUUUCAUUUAAAUAGACAAACUGGUGGUCUCAAUAGAGCUAUUGAUCGUGGUACAAAAGGGAUCAGUUUUAUGGUGAGCUCCAUGGUAUUCCAUGUAUUACCAACAGCAUUGGAAAUAUCAAUGGUCUGUGGUAUUCUGGCAUACAAUUUUGGUACUCCAUAUGCAUUAUUGACUUUUUCUACCAUUGCUGCUUAUACUGCCUUUACUGUGACCACAACUGCUUGGAGAACUCAAUUCCGAAAACAAGCCAAUGCUGCUGAUAAUGUGGCUGCCUCGAAAGCUGUUGAUUCUUUGAUCAAUUUUGAAAGUGUCAAGUAUUUCAAUAAUGAAAAAUUCGAAGCGGAACAAUAUGAUAAGCCUUUACAAAAGUAUGAAAAGGCAUCGCUCAAAGUGGCUACUAGUCUGGCAGCACUCAACGCAGGACAAAAUGCAAUUUUCAGUACAGCAUUAACGAUGAUGAUGUUACUCUCAGCUAAUGGUGUAAUGAAAGGAACAAUGACGGUGGGUGAUGUAGUCAUGGUGAAUCAACUAGUCUUCCAAUUGUCAAUGCCUCUAAAUUUUCUUGGAUCGGUUUAUCGUGAAUUAAGACAAUCGCUUAUCGACAUGGAUACUCUGUUUGACCUUGAAAAUCGUACUCCAUUAGUAGUGGAUGCACCUAAUGCUAAGGAAUUUGUCUACAAAGGUGGUGAAAUUCGAUUUGAAAACGUCACGUUUGGUUAUCAUCCUGAUCAUCCUGUAUUGAAUAAUCUCAACUUUGUCAUUCCUGCUGGUAGCAAAGCAGCCUUUGUUGGUCAUUCUGGAUGUGGUAAAUCAACCAUUCUACGCCUUCUCUUCCGUUUCUAUGAACCUCAAUCAGGAAAUAUCUAUGUGGAUGGACAAAAUAUCAAGGAUGUGACUAUGGAUAGUCUGCGACGAGCUAUGGGUGUGGUACCUCAAGAUACAAGUCUCUUCAACAAUACAAUCUUUUACAAUAUUCAAUACGGACGCACUGAUGCUACUGCCGAAGAAGUGUAUGAUGCUGCCAAAAGAGCUCGGAUUCAUGAUACCAUUAUGGCACUCCCUGAACAAUAUGAUACUACUGUUGGUGAACGAGGACUUAUGGUAUCUGGAGGACAACGACAACGUAUUGCCAUUGCACGUGUGAUUUUGAAAAAGCCAAAGAUUCUUAUGUUAGAUGAAGCAACGUCUGCAUUGGAUGCACACUCUGAACGACAUGUCAAAGAAGCCAUGACUGAAUCAAUGAAAAAUUGUACAGUGCUUGCAAUUGCCCAUCGUUUAUCUACAAUUCAAGCCUCAGAUAUGAUUAUGGUGAUGGGACGUGUACCUGGAAGCAUCAUUGAAAAAGGAACACAUCAAGAACUCCUGAAUAACAAAUCAGCUUAUUACAAACUUCAUUCUCAACUUGCAAGCUCGGAAUUAUUAGAACAAGAACUUCAGAGUGCCUUAUAGACUUAUAUUAUUUAUUAUUCAAUAAAGAAUUUUUUUGUGUGUGGGUGUAUCUUGGAUACAGAUGAUUGAUUGGUAAAGUUACAAUCAUGCGUUGUGUGAAUUACAAGUCCGCCCCAUGUUCUUUUUUUUUUGUGCAUCAAUUGUCUUUUGUCUGCCUCUCACCAAUUUAAUUCCGCUUCGUCUUUCUCUCUCUCUCUUUUUU
Molecule: messenger RNA, 2409 nt
Organism: Halteromyces radiatus
Lineage: Eukaryota; Fungi; Mucoromycota; Mucoromycetes; Mucorales; Cunninghamellaceae
Product: putative ABC transporter
Exons: 12
Coding region: 93-2207 (704 amino acids)
Biological process (GO): transmembrane transport; intracellular iron ion homeostasis
Cellular component (GO): mitochondrial inner membrane
Molecular function (GO): ATP hydrolysis activity; ABC-type transporter activity; ATP binding
Source: RefSeq, a predicted model, not a curated record